Rhincodon typus (whale shark) is the source of this 6477-nucleotide messenger RNA. It is a transcript of the gene colgalt1b, whose product is annotated as collagen beta(1-O)galactosyltransferase 1b. The transcript is spliced from 12 exons. Gene Ontology annotation, molecular function: procollagen galactosyltransferase activity. The coding region runs from base 42 to 1904 and encodes 620 amino acids. The record is from RefSeq and is a predicted model, not a curated record. NCBI's taxonomy places the organism in Eukaryota, Metazoa, Chordata, Chondrichthyes, Orectolobiformes, Rhincodontidae.
CCCGCCCCCUCCGGGCCGUCCUCCUUUUCCCCGGGUCCGUGAUGGUAUCUCUCGGUCUUUCUCCCCGUGUCCCCCGCCGCUUUCGGCCCUCUCGGCUGCUGCUGGCCGCCCUCCUCGCUUCCCUGGGUAGCCGGGGCUCCGGAUAUUUCCCGGAGGAGCGUUGGACCGAGGAGUCCCGGCUGCUCCGGCCCCGGGUCCAGAUCAGCAUCAUCGCCCGGAACAGCGCGCACAGUCUGCCCGCUUUCCUCGGCCGCGUCGAGCGGCUCUCGUACCCCAAGGACAGGCUGUGUCUGUGGGUAGCGACAGACCACAAUGUGGAUAACACCACGGCGAUACUAAGGGAAUGGCUGGUGAACGUACAGGGACUGUACCAUUCUGUUGAAUGGAGACCUAUGGAUGAGCCCAAAUCCUACUUUGAUGAAAUGGGGCCUAAGCAUUGGUCUGACUCUCGCUAUGAGCAUGUGAUGAAGCUGAGGCAAGCAGCACUGAAUGCAGCCAGGGAUCGAUGGGCUGAUUAUGUUUUGUUUAUUGAUGCAGACAACUUCCUGAUCAACCCUGACACCUUAAACCUCCUCAUAGCAGAGAACAAAACAGUUGUGGCUCCCAUGUUGGACUCGCGCUCUGCAUAUUCCAAUUUCUGGUGUGGAAUGACUGCCGAGGGUUAUUACAAACGGACCCCGGCCUACGUGCCCGUACGGAAACGGGACCGGCUGGGCUGCUUCCCAGUCGUCAUGGUCCACUCCACGAUGCUGAUCGACCUUCGUAAAGAGGCCUCCAAGCAACUGGCAUUUUACCCUCCACACCCAGACUACACGUGGUCAUUCGACGACAUCAUUGUCUUUGCUUUCUCAUGUCGACAAGCAGAGGUGCAGAUGUAUAUCUGUAAUAAAGAGCAGUAUGGGUUCCUGCAGGUGCCACUGAAAUCGACCAGCACAAUGCAGGAUGAGGUGGAUAGCUUCAUUCACGUCCAUUUGGAGGUUAUGGUGAACCACGCUCCCAUGGAGCCUUCCAGAUACCUGUCUGUGUCACCAAAGUAUCCGGCUAAGAUGGGCUUCGAUGAGAUUUUUCUGAUCAACUUGAAGCGCCGCCCAGAUAGGAGAAUGCGAAUGCUUGAUUCUCUAUAUGAGCAGGAGAUUGCAUGCAAAGUGAUUGAUGCUGUUGAUGGAAGAGCCUUCAACAGCACCCAGAUAAAGGCCCUUGGCAUCACCAUGCUGCCAGAUUAUAAAGACCCUUACUCGGGCCGACCCUUGACCAAGGGGGAGAUGGGCUGUUUUCUCAGUCACUACAAUGUCUGGAAUGAGAUAGUUGAACGAGGAUUGCAGACCUCUGUGGUCUUUGAAGAUGAUCUACGGUUCGAGAUCUUCUUCAAGCGAAGACUGAAAUAUUUGAUGAAGGAAGUGGAGAAGGCUGCACUCGACUGGGAUCUGAUCUACAUUGGCCGAAAGCGGAUGCAAGUGGAUCACCCGGAGAAGCCGGUGCCUGGGGUCCGGAAUCUGGUGGAGGCAGAUUACUCCUAUUGGACUCUGGGUUACGUCCUCUCGCUGCAAGGGGCACAGAAGCUCAUCGAUGCCAAGCCAUUCAACAAGAUGUUACCUGUGGAUGAAUUUCUGCCUGUGAUGUAUGACAAGCACCCAGUGUCAGAGUACAUGGAUCACUUUGAGAACCGUGACCUGAGGGCUUUCUCCGUGGAGCCGCUCCUUAUCUACCCCACGCAUUACACAGGUGACCCAGGCUACGUGAGCGACACGGAGACCUCCACGGUCUGGGACAACGAGAACCUGAAGACGGACUGGGACCGUGCCAAGUCGCAGAAGACCAAGGAGCAGGCAAAAAUCCGGGAAGCGGCACAGAAUCUGGACGUGUCACACUCUCCCAUUGACUCAGCCUCUAGAGACGAGCUGUGACUCACUGGUUUGUAGCAGUUUUCAAUGACAGAUUGUGGGCGGGGUGUCUGAAAUAAACGGAGACGGGGAUGUGACCCGUGCUUGAAUGAGUUAAAAUGACUUUUGGACCCCAGCUGCACUCAGUACUGUCCCUCACUGGUUUUCAGGGUGACUGGGGCUGAGCGGUCGUGCUGACUAACUGUUAACUGUUGAUUAACUUUGCAACGUGCCUCAAUGUAUAUUAAUAGUUAGUACUACACCAUCCACCUCAAAAGGAUUGAAUACCUCACAGGGGCCACAGCUACGAGUGAGUUGCAUGUUUCCGUGUGCUGUAAUUUAGCAGGGUAGGUCUGCAACGUGGGCAGCAACAUCGUUUGUGUCAACAGCCUUUCGUACACUCGGCCAAGUAUUCAGUUGUGUUAAGGGAUAUCAAGCAGGGACUGUAUCAUGGCCAUCUGGCUCAAUACCACCCACUUUGUGCUGCUGUCCUUAAGGUGUGUUUCUACUCUGCUGUCUUGAUAUUCUGUUUAUACUCCAAAUUUAAUGCAAUAUCAUAAAAUGUAGUUUUUGUUACAGUUAUUUCACCUUUAAUCUUGUCAUUUGCAGGUGGAUCUUCCUCUCCCUGAAUUUGACCUUUGGGUUUUUGCUCCUCACGCUUUUGUAAUUGCCUAGAGAUCCCAUUGUCCCCUAUGAAAGCCUUGAGAGUAACAUGUCAGCUUACUGUAGCCCCAGGAGCAGGCAUUCUGGGGAAUGUGUUGGUGAGGUCAUUAGCCAAAUCUCUUGUUCUUUUAAACCACCACCUUCACCACCGUAGGCUUGGCUCCAUUGUGGAGAAACUCACAUGAAGGUUUUGUAUGAACGUGAACUCAGUGGCCUGAUGCUGCGAUUAUGGCCUAAAAUAAAUGGAAGUGAGGUGCCAAUCAGCUAUUGCCUACUUUACUGAUGACGUAACAGAUCUGAGGGCCUGAUGGUUUCCUCCAGUUCCUUGGAGAUGACGAGGAACCCAGUCCUGAUGAAGGGUCCCGACCUGAAACGUUGACUUUCCUGCUCCUCUGCUGCCUGACCUGCUGCGUUCCUCCAGCUCCACAUCUUGUUGACUCCUCCAGUUGCUGUGUUCUCCAGACUUGGGUUAUCAGCAUGGUUAGUACUUAUAAUGGAUAGAAAUGCAGAGAAUGCCCUUAACAUUGUUUAUAAACUGGGAUUAGGCCCUGCUCAAAGAGCUUGGAUUCCACUUUGGUUUUCAGGUUCAUUUUUUUGUAUUCUGGGCGAGAAUAGAGAAAAUGUAUAACAAAAAUGCAGAGAGUUGGUUGAAUCCUAGCCCAUUCAGUAUUUUACACUUCUAAAGUCGAAACCGCUACUGGAGUGUUGUGUAGCCAACGGGUAGCUGCAUAUCAUUUCAACAACAGUGUCUGCUACAUCUAUUAUAAAUCUCUUGGAUUUGUAUCAGAUCGAGAUGCCAAGACUUUCAGAUUCCUGGAUCCAACUGCUAUUUAAAUUUAAUGCACUUCCUCGUCGCUAUGGGGAUAACAGAUGGCCAGAGCAUUAGUCAGUUUUACAUCUGUUCCUCUUUUUCCGCCCAUCCCGAAUCUCCUAAAUUAAGCAUUUUCUUUUCCACGGGAACAGUCUAGACUAUAGGCCCACAAUUAGUCAGCCGUUGUGUCUUGGAAAGAUUGACAGUCUCAAUCUAUGUAAGACACUACACGCUGCUUGUAUAUGACAAGUUACUGCCAGUUCGGGGAACGUUCCAUUACCCCAGACCUGAAAGAUCUCUCUGGGUCAUUUAGCUAGUCAUAAAGGUCAGGAAACCCAUUCCACACUUUUGCUCUCUUGUACUCCUCAUUACCUUUUGUAGCCGCGUAGCUCAUUUCUGAAUUUUCUGUUGAGAUCUUCCUUCCUUCCUUCCUUCCUUCCUUCCUUCCUUCCUUCCUUCCUUCCUUCCCACCCCCACCACCCCCCCAAUUUUGAUCUAUCCUUUAUAUUUGCUUUGUACAGUGUGAAGCAGUUUAAUCCCAACUGUUUGUUUAUCUUUUAUCGCCCUCUAGUCAAUUGCAAAGCUUUAGUGUUAUAUUCCAUCUCGUCUGGAUCGUUGGAACAGUGCUUCCUGAGCCGCUUCCCACUGUGACCCCAUUCCCAGACUUGAAAAUUGUCUUGGUGCCCUCAGUGAAAACUGGGAGAGCAACAGCCCAUUAGAGCAGCAGCCCAGCUUGGUCCACGGAGACAGUUAGAAUCUUGGUUGUUUGCUGCUCCAACAUUUUAACUCUUAGCCCUACUCAGGGCCCCAAGCCCCACUUUGGGAAGCCCUGCCUUUAGACUCACCCCCAAGUUUUCCCUCCGUGUAACCCAGCGGUACCUGCUGAAGUCAGAGUGGGGACUGAAUCCAAAACCUUCCGUCUCCAGUACGAAAGCCUGAUCAACUGAACCAACGGUGAAGUCAUUUGAGAUAAUGGACAAAGUUUAACAUUUAGAAUUUCCACAGGACAUUCCAUGGUUGAAGAUGAUCUACUAAAACUCCCAUUGUUAUGAUGGACUAUGGAUUACAUUGGAUUAAAUGGUACAGAAAUAGGCCAUUUGGCCCAACCAGCCCAUGCUGAGAGAGUUCCUGUGGAAGUUCACCUUCCUGACCCAUGAGCACAGCUGCAAUCGAUCUUUGGUGCAAAACUAAACAGUACAAGAUGCUGAUAUAGUGUUCGAACUCGGGCACCUGAUGAAAUAAAAACAGAAGUUGCUGGAAAAGCUGAGCAGGUCUGGCAGCAUCUCUGAAGAAAAAUUGGCUAACGUUUUGGGUCCGGUGACCCUUCCUCAGAACGUUAACUCUGAUUUUUCUUCACAGUUGCUGCCAGACCUGCUGAGCUUUUCCAGCAGCUCCUGCUUUUCCCGAUUUAUUGCAUCUGCUGUCCUUUUGGUUUUUACCUGAUGGAAUAACUCCGGAAGUUCCAGAAAUGGGUCUUUAUCAAGUCAGAUGGAGCCUUGCUGCCCCCUAAUCUUCCUCCCGCACGUAUAAAACCUAGAGGUCUGCACUUCACCAUGUGAGCCGAGCUGUACUGACAGGUAUUCGUGGUCACCUCCCUGCUAUCCAACCCUCGGGGAACCCAGCACAGAAUGUAUUGGAAGAGUGCUGGGAAGCAGCAGUACUCUGCGCUGACAUUACGAAAGAGAACCGGAACCAGCAACCUUCGUCCAUUCCCUUCACCUUCUCAGACUUGACCACGCACACAGUGAGAUGAAGCAAGGCCCUUGUUGAAGACGUGGUAUUUUGAUCUGAGUCGUGGGGUUUUAUUUCACUUUUCCAUGCUCAGCCUCCAUUGCAGGAAUGCCGUGUAUCUCUAACUCUGACUAGACGUGGUAUUUUGAGGUGCGUUCAAAACAGCAGUGUGUGGUUUGGAAAGCCUUGUUGCAUUCGUUAGGUGCCCUGGAUCUUUUUCAACAUCUCUUGUUGUAGAACACAUGUUUACAGUUGACUUUAAUCUCCCUGUUUUUACCCACUUGUACAUUUUUGUCCACCUCACUCUAACCUCUGAGCUCCUCCUUCUGAUUCCUCUGGCCCUUCCGUUUUGGUGCUGCAAACCUGACUUAAGCUGUGUUGGGUUUAUGAGUAUUGAUUGUAAUCAGAAACUCUGGUGCUCCCAGCCUGGGUCAUUCCACUCUCAUUAGCUCGCCCACACUGACGUUCUUCCUUUUUUCUUUUGAGUCCUCUGCCCAAAGACAAGUCUACUAGAAGGAUACAGAUCCUGAAUCUACCCCGAGUGGAACAGAGAUCAAACCCCGUGCCAUUGGCAUCAUUCAAAUCUACAAAGGCUGUCAAUCAACUGAACCAAACCUGUCCUACGUGGCCGGGCAACUGAGUUGUAGGAUGGUAGAAUGAUGGUGGUGCUCCAAAUUCUCUGCUGCCAAGAAAUCUCUCCUGCCCUUACUGCCUUCGGCGUGUGCCUGAAGAAUUUUCAGUUUAAUAAUCCACCUGUUUAGCCAUGUCAUGAGCUCCCCUUGCUUCGCUGUCAACCCCUGCUCACUCUAACCUUGGCGGCAGGGACACACUCAACUGCGACACCAGACCUCCUCCUCUGGUAGCACUUUUCCAAUUAAAGUGCCUGUUGCUUCCUACUGUACAACAAUGGGACUACAGCCCAGCAAGGGUCAGUACUUUCAAUAGAGGAAGGGUGGGGGAGAACUGAGGAGUGACACUUCCUACAGCUGUCUUCCUGGACUGAGUCCACCAGUGCCUUUCCAAAUCAACUCCCCUGCUCCCUGUUAUCCUCCCAUUCUGUAAUUUGAUAAAAGUUAAUCAUGGAUCAGCAUUGAUGAUAUAAUAUCAAUGACCUGUCUGAGGUUUCUAACUACCUGAUGUUUAGUUGCAGCCAAUUGUACAAUAGAGAAUUUUCAAAAAUAUUUUCUUGCACGUGGAAAAAGGAAAGGUUUUCUAUAAAAUGGACAAGGCUGCCAGAGAUGAACACUAGGUCUGACUGUGUGAUGGCGGAUUUACCCCGACACUACCAGUAUCCUAGCAAUGCCUAGGAAAUUUUCACGUUAUUUAAUAUUUCACAAUUUACGUUUAUAAAUAUGUUUACUUUGCAAUUUACAAUAAAGGUUUUAUACAAAC